AUGGAUGGAAGUGUGGUUGAAGGUAAUUCUACCUCUCUCCAGACCUGCCCUCCCGGUCCUCAAGAGCAUCUCGCCUCUGAGGAUCUCCCGUCUUUCCCAUCAAUACCUCCACUGCAUGAAAAUGAUCUGGGGCUUACACCUCCCCCUGGAUCGCAGCAGCAGCAUACGAAUGCUACUCAGGAACCCUCCCGAGAUGAGAAACCGUCCAUCGGGAAUGGAAAGUCGUCCAACCAAAAUCAGACUGCGCUGGGAUCGUUUGAUCAGAAUAGCGGGUCAUCCCACGACACGGCAGAAACCGACAACUUAAACCAUAACUACGAUUUCGGUCACGUGGAAGAUGCAACGGGAAACUACAGUCUGGAUGUCCUCUCCGCGCCGGAUAUUUGCUCAGUCGGCGUCAUCGACGAUGGGAUCUUCGAGGGAUUUGAUUCCGAGACGUUGCGGGAAUUGGAGGCGUCCUUAGAACCCCGGAAGCGCACUGGCGAUGAAGCAUUUCCAAAUGAACUGGACUUUUGGAAUCCACCCGAGAAGAAACGUGUUUUGGAUUAUUUCCAGGGUUCGGCCAGCACGUCUCCGGAAGACACGCCGUCGCUGUCCUCUCCCGAUUCUUUGCUCCGGACUGAGCAAGCCGACUCUGCCCCUCAUACGCCGCCUGCUUCGGAGAAUGUACAUACACCAAACUCGCUUUUCGACUCGCUGGAUGCAUUGUUCGAGGAUCCUAAUUUCCAAAUACCUCCGGAUUUGCACGAGAGUCCCGUGCCUCCGGCUGAGCUUCCAGAGCCCCCCGAGCUUUCCUUUGAGGCCAGUUCAGACCUGUGGAGCAAACGCUUCGAUGCAGUCGACAGCAUCUCUCAGAUGGAGCAUACAACGGGCCAUGAAGCACCUUCGAAUACCUCUCCCGUCAGCAAACUCACAAAAGAACGAUUCGGUUUGAACUCUUCCGAUAUGCUAUCAAAUACGGCAUCAGAAACUUUGCGAGUGUGUCCGAAGCCGCAGUAUACUUCGCCCUACCCCACCUGUGGAGGCCCUUUGGGUUACUUUCCGUCGGCUCCCGGGAUUCAUGUACGGUGUAUUGAGGCUGUGGACAGAGACGUUCACCACCGCAUUUCCGGUUUGAAGGAUCGAGUGCAACAGCUCACAUACGAGCGGAACAAGUACCGCACGGCGUGGAAUCAGUGGUCCACGCGCGACCCGUCCACUGGCAAGUCGAAGGAACAGCUUCUGCGCGAAGAGAAUACACGACUGCGACGAGCGUCGUCCCAACUCCAAAACAAGGUGGAGGAAUACAAGACCGAGGCAGCAGAGUGGCGCACGCGACUAAACGACCUCAGCAUUGUCUACAACAAUCUCCUGUACGAAAUUCACGUCCAGCGCCAGAUGCCGGCGGUCGCGCCCGUUCCUCGGGGAUACAAGCCCCCAGCAGGUGGAGGCCACAUGCCCCUACCAGCCUCGAAGUGA
This is a messenger RNA of Aspergillus terreus NIH2624, 1458 nucleotides long. RefSeq lists its product as uncharacterized. Lineage: Eukaryota; Fungi; Ascomycota; Eurotiomycetes; Eurotiales; Aspergillaceae. The transcript is spliced from 2 exons. The record is from RefSeq and is a predicted model, not a curated record. Bases 1 to 1458 code for a protein of 485 amino acids.